Quercus lobata is the source of this 1950-nucleotide messenger RNA. RefSeq lists its product as uncharacterized. Gene Ontology annotation, molecular function: nucleic acid binding; RNA-DNA hybrid ribonuclease activity. The transcript is spliced from 2 exons. The coding region runs from base 1 to 1950 and encodes 649 amino acids. The record is from RefSeq and is a predicted model, not a curated record. Lineage: Eukaryota; Viridiplantae; Streptophyta; Magnoliopsida; Fagales; Fagaceae.
AUGGAGGUGAACUAUGAGGAGUUGGAGAAAGUACUUGUCGGAUCUGACCCUGAGAGGUUUUUUCAAAUUGGUUCGGAACUACCACCCCAGGAGAAGUCAGCACUGACUGCUUUCCUCCGACUGAAUGUAGAUGUGUUUGCUUGGGACCCCUAUGAGGCCCCCGGGGUCGACCCAGGUUUCAUCUGCCACCGCCUUAAUGUGAAUCCGGCUAUAACACCUAAGAGGCAGGCUCCUCGACGACCGUCGAAAGAGCAUACCGACGCCGUGAGGGAAGAGGUCGUAAGAUUGAAGAAGGCAGGGGCUAUCAAAGAGAUGGGUAAAAGCGUUGAAGUGUACAUAGACGACAUGGUGGUUAAAAGUAAGUUGGUUCCCGACCAUAUUGAAGACCUCGGCAACGUUUUUCAAAUACUGAGAAAGUAUAAACUACGGCUGAACGCAACCAAAUGUUCAUUUGGAGUGGGAUCAGGAAAAUUCUUAGAUUAUAUGGUGACUCACAGAGGCAUUGAGGUUAACCCUGACCAAAUAAGAGCCAUCCAUAGCUUGCAGCCUCCUUGGAAUCCUAAAGAGGUCCAGAAGUUUACUGGUAUGAUAGCUGCUUUAAACCGUUUCAUCUCGCGCUCAGCAGAUAGAUGCAGGCCAUUUUUUCUCCUAUUACACAAGUGGAAAGGAUUUGAGUGGAAUGAGGAGUGCGCUAUAGCUUUCCAACAGCUAAAGGAAUACCUCGCCCAACCACCGAUCAUGUCCAGUCCCGAUGCCGACGAGGUUUUGUAUGCCUACAUCGCAGUAGCCCCACAUGCAGUAAGCUUGGUGCUAAUCCGAGAGGACAACGGCACACAGCGACCGGUCUACUACGUUAGCAAAUCACUGCAGGAUGCAGAAACCCGUUACCUUCCCCUCGAAAAGGCUAUCUUGGUCAUCGUACAGGCCACACGAAAGCUUCCUCACUACUUUCAAGCACACACUGUUGUAGUGUUAACUCAACUCCCCUUAAAGUCCAUCCUACGCAGCGCCGAUUACACAAGCAAAAUUGUGAAAUGGGGAACGAUUUUGGGCGCCUUUGACAUUAGAUACAUGUCUCGUACCGCUGUAAAAGGCCAGGUCCUCGCCGACCUAGUGGCAGAAUUUACGGAGCCCACACUAGAAGGAAAAGAAAUAUCGGUAUUACUAGGGGCUGAUGAAAGGGUGAUCAGCACAGUUUCUCCGCAUGGACACACUUGGUGGAAAGCAUACAUUGAUGGCGCAGCGAAUCAAAGGGGCUCAGGGUUAGGGCUUGUCCUGCACUCACCUGAAGGGAUAACCAUAGAAAAGUUAUUGAGACUCGGAUUUUCAUCCACGAACAACGAGGCCGAAUAUGAGGCGCUAUUGGAAGGAAUGCGGAUGAUCUGGAAAAUGGGGGGGAAAGCCGUGGACAUAUUCUCGGAUUCGAGACUCAUUGUGGGACAGGUAAAUGGAGACAUGGAGGCAAAGGACGAGAGAAUGAAAGAGUAUCUGGUUCGGGUUAAGUACCUGCAGACCUAUUUUCAUCACUUCCGCUUAACGCACAUACCCAGAAGUGGGAACACCCACGCCGAUUCUCUCGCGAUGUUGGCUACCUCCUCGGCUCAACCCCUUCCUCGAGCCAUUUUGGUAGAAGAGCUCAUUCGUCCUUUAACAGAGAAAGCCAAUGGGAUUAGAGUACAUAACAUCAGGACUGGACCGAGCUGGAUGGACCCUAUAGUGCUGUACUUGAAGCACGACACCUUGCCGGAUGACAAGGUUGAGGCUGACAAAAUCAGGAGAAAAGCUACUCGAUUCUGGUUGUCGGAGGACUCCAAGCUUUACCAACGCUCAUUCUCGGGCCGUAUUUACUGUGUGUGCACCCAGAGGCUAUUGAACUCAUCCUGGAAGAGUUACACGAAGGAAUUUACGGAAGUCACACGGGGGGUAGGUCUUUGUCUCACAGAGCCUUAA